Messenger RNA from Zeugodacus cucurbitae (melon fly), 664 nucleotides. RefSeq lists its product as uncharacterized. Lineage: Eukaryota; Metazoa; Arthropoda; Insecta; Diptera; Tephritidae. The coding region runs from base 101 to 454 and encodes 117 amino acids. The transcript is spliced from 3 exons. The record is from RefSeq and is a predicted model, not a curated record.
AGUUGGCGUUUGGUGUUGGCGCAGAAUGGAGUUUUGAGCGAUCAAAUUGCGAAAAGUGUUUCAAGUUUUUUGAUUUUUUUUACGGUAUAAUUGAGUUGAAAUGUUAAUAAAUCGUUUUAAGUUUGUGCUUGUCACAAUUGCUAUAUUGCUCGCCAUCUUGCCGCGCAGUGAAGCUUUCGUAACGCGCCUAAUAACGGAGACUCUGCAGAAUAAUGUAGCUGGUGAGCCCAUAACGCAUGUGCGCACCGAAUGGGAUUUCGAUCCGGAAGUGAGCCAGAAACGACGCGCGCUCUUCUAUGAGACCCAUGGUUAUCGUGCUGCCAAAUUUAUCGAACGCAUCGGCUUGGGACUCGAUGGCCAUGAAGAGGAACGACGGGCGGAGCAGCAGGCACGCGAUGUUGGGCGUCUCAAUGGUGAACAUAACAUCAACUUUCCGCCAGAACCGCAUGCGUAGUGUGCGCAUGGAAGGAAGGAAGGAAUGAUGGGGGAGGUGGAAGUUUUGUAUCUAAUACAGAAAUUUAAUAUUAAAUAGCAACUCGUUAAGCGUUAAUCAUUAAGUUAAAUAAAAAAGUGAAGAAGUCAGUAAAUCCAGUCUGCGAGUAGCUGAAUUCUUGAAUGUCACUCGAAUGCGACUGAAUACGCAGGCAAAGAAUACAGUCGCUUU